UUUCAAAUCAUUAGAUUCAGGCUGAGCCACAUCUAGUAAUCAAUAUGUUCGCUAAGGUUAUCAUCUUCUGCGCUGCCCUCGCAGCAGUCCACGGCUCAGCCCUCCUUGCCGCACCCCUCGUCAAUACAGGAGUCAGCGUUGAAUCCAGGCAACAAGAUUCUUUGGGUAACUAUGCUUAUGCCUAUGAUAUCAAGGACGGAUUAAGUGGUUCUGUCAACUCAAAGGCUGAAGUAGGAAGAGCAGUUGCUGUUGCCGCUCCCUUGGCUUAUGCUGCUCCAGCUUACGCUGCCCCUGCAAUCGCUGCUCCUUUGACCUACGCCGCCCCUGCAAUUGCCGCUCCAGUUGCUUACGGAGGUGUUCUCGGACACGCUGGUGUGGUUGGCCUUCGAUACGGAGUCGGUCUGGGACAUGGAGCUCCCCUCGGACUGAGAUAUGGAGCAGGUAUCUUGGGAGCUGGAUACGGCAAAGUUUUGCUUUAAAAAAUUACUGAUAUAAAAGGACUACUCCAUGCGCAAUGAAAUUUUAAAUGUGUUAUUUAUUUUGAACAACUGU
This is a messenger RNA of Argiope bruennichi, 552 nucleotides long. RefSeq names its product adult-specific rigid cuticular protein 15.5-like. The record is from RefSeq and is a predicted model, not a curated record. Bases 45 to 479 code for a protein of 144 amino acids. NCBI's taxonomy places the organism in Eukaryota, Metazoa, Arthropoda, Arachnida, Araneae, Araneidae. The transcript is spliced from 3 exons.